UUAGCCAAUGAACCACUUCCACUUCCGGUAAGGUAAUUUACAUAUGUUUAUAUGAACUGAGUUUGCACGAGUGUUUGAGAAUUGGGAAUUUAAUUUCAAUUUAAGAAGGGUAUUUUUGUUAUUUUGGGUUGUAACAAGAUUUUUAAGGGUUGUUAGUUAGUUGAAAAAAAUCUCAAAGAUGGAAGUGAUAACGCGGCGGAAUUUGGAUAGGGUUUUGAACAUCCUAGUACAGCAACAAACAACAUAGUUCUACUUCCAACCAAGUCCGAGGUUGUUUGUUUUCCUCUCUCUGUUUUUUUUUUCUCUUCUUCUUCUUUCACUUAACGAAAAUUUGAUUAAUUAAUUAAUGAAUUGCGAUGCUGCGUAUAAGCGCUUCAAUGGCGAAACUCACUCCUCUUUUCUCAAUCCUCACACAUUCCCAUCGCCCCUUUCUCACUUCUUCUUCCACUCUGAAACACACAUUCAACCGUUGUGCUUUUAUUCUCUCCAUUAACGCCACCAUCAACACUUUAGCAGCUCAAACACCCAAUUCACGUGACAAUGACAAUUCUUCAUCCAAAGGAACCAUCAAGGUUUCAGCCAGAACCAGAAGAAAAAACCAUCAAGAAUCACCUGAAGGUAUUUUACAAAAACAGCUCAACAAUUGUUCUAAAUCAGGUGAUGUUAUUCAAGCACUUAAUCUUUACGACGAGGCACGAAAAUUAGGUGUUGUACUCAAUGUUGAACAUUAUAACAAAAUAUUAUACCUUUGUUCUGUUCAAAUUGGUGACAAUGAUGGUGAUAAUGAUAAUGUUGGUGUUUCUCAUUCGGGUCUUGAAAGAGGUUUUGAGAUAUUUCAACAGAUGUUGAAUGAUCAAGUUGAACCGAAUGAAGCUACUUUUACUAAUGCUGCUAGGGUUGCUGCUGCUAAGGAUGAUCCUGACAUGGCUUUUGAGUUGUUGAAACAAAUGAAGAAUUUUGAGAUUGUACCUAGGUUGAGAUCUUAUGGUCCUGCUCUUUUUGGAUUUUGCAAGAGAGGGGAUGCUGUUAAAGCUUAUGAAGUUGAUGCUGAUAUGAUUGAGUCGGGUGUUAUGGCGGAGGAGGAUGAACUUUCUGCUCUUUUGGAAGUUAGUGUUGAGGUGGAGAAUGAAGAUAAGGUGUAUGAGAUGUUGCAUCGACUACGUGCUGUGGUUAGACAGGUGUCUGAGUCAACUUUGAAGAUUAUCGAGGAUUGGUUUAGGUCUGAAUAUGCGAUGAAGAUUGGGAAGAGGGAAUGGGAUGUUGAGAAAAUAAGAGAAGGGUUUGUGAGGGGAGGUGGAGGAUGGCAUGGUCAAGGGUGGCUUGGAAGUGGGCAAUGGAAGGUUGUUAAGACGAAUGUGGACGAGGAUGGAACGUGUCUUUCGUGCAGUGAGAAGCUCGUGAGUAUUGAUAUUGAUCCAAAAGAGACCGAAAACUUUGCUGCCUCGCUGUCUAAAUUAGCUUGCCAAAAACAACCUAAGGCAAACUUCAGUCAUUUUCAGAAGUGGCUUGAGAAGAAUGGUCCAUUUGAUGCCGUUGUUGAUGGUGCAAAUGUAGGACUUGCCAACAUUGCUCAUUUCAGCUUUUCUCAGCUUGAUUAUGUUGUUCGACAAUUGCGUGAAUUAAGCCCUUCAAAGAGAUUACCACUUAUAAUUUUGCAUAUGAAUCGAGUAACUGGUGGUCCUGCUCAGAGUCCAAAUAACAGGAGACUUAUAGAAAAUUGGAAAAAAAAUGGUGUUCUUUAUCCUACUCCCUAUGGUUCAAAUGAUGACUGGUACUGGUUAUAUGCAGCUGUUAGUUGUAAAUGCUUACUUUUGACAAAUGACGAGAUGAGGGAUCACUUGUUCCAACUUCUGGGUUCUAGUUUUUUCCCAAGAUGGAAGGAAAAGCACCAGGUUCGAGUAUCAGCCUCAAAACGUGGAGUUUCCCUAGUUCUACCUCCUCGUUAUUCACUAGUUAUUCAGGAAUCAGCCAAUGGAAGUUGGCAUGUGCCAACCGUAUCUAGCGAUGAUCCUGAUAUCCCGAGGAAAUGGUUGUGUGUCACUAGAUCAACGAAAAACUCAUCAUAUAAUCUACAAACAUCAACCUCCACGUCUGAUGAAGAAGAGGCAGUGUUAUGAUCUUCUUGGUUUGUUUUCAGUAGUCAUCCAAAUUUUUUCUCAACUGGAAUUGCAGUUGAGUGCAGCUGCGAUAAUUGCUAGGUGAACACAAGGCAUAAACAGUAUGAAUCAAAGGCCUAAGAGGGAGGAGUAUCUGAAAUCAAUUUCUCUCGUAUAUGUUGCCCGAGAACCGCAGGUCAAAUAGCAUUAAGUUUGUAUAGGAGCGAUUGAUUGCAGGAUUGCAACCUGCCGAGUCCAAUUUGCUACUGCCCCUCCGUUGUUUAAUUAAGCAAACAAUGGAUAACAACAUUAGGAUGAUUAUUAUUAUUAGGACCAUCGAGUUCGCAAAAUAUAUGCAUACAAAUUUUUUGACACAUUUUAAAUUUUUUGCUCCAUUGGUAUGUAACAGAUUGUAAUGGUAUGUCUGUUAUUGUGUUUGGUUCAAUAUUUAUAUUUCUUAAAAACCACACUUUGUCCAGAACUAUACUCUCUCUGUAACCUUUCCUAUAUAAAGGACCAUCAUAUCAUUUAAUGAA
Trifolium pratense (red clover) is the source of this 2632-nucleotide messenger RNA. RefSeq names its product proteinaceous RNase P 1, chloroplastic/mitochondrial. The record is from RefSeq and is a predicted model, not a curated record. The transcript is spliced from 7 exons. Bases 357 to 2117 code for a protein of 586 amino acids. Gene Ontology annotation, molecular function: ribonuclease P activity; protein binding. Lineage: Eukaryota; Viridiplantae; Streptophyta; Magnoliopsida; Fabales; Fabaceae. Gene Ontology annotation, biological process: tRNA 5'-leader removal.